GAAAUGUUUCUAUAUAACAAAGUUCUUCAUCUAGUUUCCACCGUUAAUGAAAGUUUCCCCCUUUCGGUGCUCUGUUGGAUUAGAAAGUUAUCUCUUGAUAACGAGUUUUAAAUUAAAUACCUUUUUAUUUGUUGCCAUCUAUUAAUAGAAAAUCAAAUAAUUCUUGAUCCCCAAAUAAAAAAAAGGAUAAACAUAUUUUAGAUUAAAAAAUUUUAUGAAAUAUUUGUCACUUAUAAACUGAGCCAGCAAAAUUAGUAGCAGUGGAAUGUCCUCGAAUCGAAAUGAUAUAUAUUUCAUCUUGUUCGAUUUCAUAAGGAUUUGUUUGUUUACUUUUAACAUGGACAACAUGCUGUUUGCGCGUGCAAUUUAAAUUUAUCAGGGGUUUUUUGUGAAUUAUUAUGGAAGAAUUAAGUCCUUCUUCAACUUGUGAACUUGGGCAGAAAGAAUACUGGGAUCAGUUUUAUUCUGUUGAAUUGAAAAAUUUUGAAGAUCAUGGAGAUAUUGGUGAAAUCUGGUUUAGGAAGAAAAAUCUUGAGCGAAUUGUGAAAUGGCUGGAAAAAAAUAAAGUAGAGAAGUCUGCACCAAUUCUUGAUAUAGGAUGUGGGAAUGGUAUGACAUUGAUAACUUUGGCUAGAUCUGGGUUUGAAGACUUAACUGGUGUGGAUUAUUCAGAAAAAGCCAUACAGUUAGCUCAAAAGAUUGCUGAAAGUGAAAAUGUGAAAGCAAACCUGGAAGCGUUGGACUUUCUAAGCCCUAGCGAUCCAAGCACACUGAAUUCAAAAAAUUUUCAAGUUAUAAUUGAUAAAGGAACAUAUGAUGCAAUAUGUCUAGAUAUUGAACAUGUAGAAGAAAAAAGAAGACAGUAUAUACAACAAAUUCUUAAUUUGUUAUCCUCAAAUGGAUACUUUAUUCUCUUUUCAUGUAAUUGGACAAAAGAUGAACUUCAGCAACAUUUCAAAGAUUUUUGUUUGCACGAUGAAAUUGAUAUCCCCACCAUAAGCUUUGGAGGUAAAACUGGCCGAACUGUUACAGCACUCAUAAUGAAAAAAAGUCCAUAAAUAGCAUAAAACCAUAGGUGUCUAAUUUGGUGAAGUGAAAUAAAUGGUAAAAGUGUAGUUUAGUGUGCCCCUUGUCGUGCCAAGGAUGCCAAAAAAGAUGGCAGUCAAAAUAAACAAACAUUUCUGAAAAACAGUUAUAAUUAUUACUUUCUGCAUUAAAAUUAUGAACUUACUGAUAAGUAUUGUAAUUUUUAUUUUAAUCUGAGAUUUAUUUUUAAAAAUUUUUAAUCUUUGGGAUCAUUAUUGCUGCUUAUCUUAACAAUUUUGAAAUGAAGUUUUUCAAACUGGUUGUACCAGUUUGUUGUAUAAAGAUCAAAAUUCAGUUCUUUCAGCAUCUGAAGAAGGCACCAGGCAGAAUUUUUUAACAUAAAGGAAAAAAACAUCCUAGGGCUUUGCUAGCAGAGGGUAUGGGAACCUAGUAGCUUCACUAGCACAUUGAACAUAAGGACUGUGUCGAUAACAGGAACAGUACAUACAAACAAACAACCUUUCCUAACUUCAUCAACAGCAUAAAUGUAUAUUCCACUCACUCUUCAUCAGUUCUGCAGCUUCAAAAUACUUCCUGCCAUCCCAUUCACCAGACAUCCAUUCUUGCAUAAUUAUUGAUAUAACAAAUUAUCAAGGGAACGAUCAAAGCACAAAAAGAAUUAUAAUUGUAAGGAAUUUCAUUGCAAUAGAUUUUUAAAGUAAAAAUUCAGAUGAUAUUUUAAAGCACAUACCGACACUUAAAAAUUGCAAAAAAAUAAAUAUUUUCUGUUUGUAUUCAAAUUAAAAAUAAAAUUGCAGUGCCUUAUUAGAAGUAAAACAACUUUUAAUUAUAAUACAAAACUACAUUAAAAUCUUUAAUCGAUAUAUUAUUUUAACAUUUUUCAUAAAAUAAUUGUAGUUUAUGUACAACUCAACCAUUGCAAAAAGUAGUAAAUAAAACAGCACUAGGAUUGCUAUAUUGCCAACAAACUCAGGAGGCAUACUAAACUACACUUCAAUCAAAUAAUUUUGUAUAAAACAAAAUCCUUUAUAUCUGUGAUAUCAAAAAAGAAACAAAGUCUUUAAAUGGCUCAAAAUUCACAUACCUAAAAUUAACUGAAUUAUAUAUAUGGUCGGUUUUUGGUUUUAUAUUUUUAAUCUCCUCAUUUUUUUUUU
Messenger RNA from Argiope bruennichi, 2201 nucleotides. Its product is annotated as EEF1A lysine methyltransferase 2-like. Gene Ontology annotation, biological process: peptidyl-lysine dimethylation; peptidyl-lysine monomethylation. Gene Ontology annotation, cellular component: cytoplasm. Lineage: Eukaryota; Metazoa; Arthropoda; Arachnida; Araneae; Araneidae. Bases 399 to 1058 code for a protein of 219 amino acids. The record is from RefSeq and is a predicted model, not a curated record. The transcript is spliced from 7 exons. Gene Ontology annotation, molecular function: protein-lysine N-methyltransferase activity.